Ahaetulla prasina is the source of this 1542-nucleotide messenger RNA. RefSeq names its product ankyrin repeat domain 34A (gene ANKRD34A). Lineage: Eukaryota; Metazoa; Chordata; Lepidosauria; Squamata; Colubridae. Bases 1 to 1542 code for a protein of 513 amino acids. Gene Ontology annotation, molecular function: protein binding. The transcript has a single exon. The record is from RefSeq and is a predicted model, not a curated record.
AUGGUACACACGGAAGGCAGCGCCCUGCUGAAAGCCGUCUGGCAAGGCAAAUUCCGGCUGACCCGCCUCUUGCUGGAAGGCGGGGCUUACAUCAACGAGGGCAACGCCCAGGGGGAGACCCCGCUCAUUGCCGCCUGCGUGGCCCCCUACGAGGACCCCCAGAACAAACCCCGCAUGGUAAGGUACCUGCUGGAGAACGGCGCCGACCCCAACAUUCCUGACAAGACGGGCAAGUCCGCCUUGAUGCACGCCUGCGCGGAAGGUGCUGGGGCCGAGGUGGCCACCGUCCUCCUCAACCACGGGGCCGACCCCAGCGCCAAAGAUUAUUCUGGCGCUUCGGCCUUGGUGUACGCCAUCAACAAAGGAGACCGGGCGACCUUGCAGGUGCUCCUGGACGCCUGCAAAGCCAAGGGCAAGGAGGUUAUCAUCAUCACCACUGACACCUCCCCUUCGGGGACCAAGAAGACCAAGCAGUACCUCAACUCCCCGCCUUCUCCUGGCGUGGAGGACAAGCAGCCGCCCGCCCUGUGCAUGUCUCCUUCGGACAUCGAGGUCCUCACGUCCCAGUCUCCCGGGAACAGCGAGAAGGAAGAGGAGCGGGAUGUUUUCAACUUCAGCUUGGCCACCAGGCUCAGCUGCUCGCCCCACGCCAAGGGGAAGGAGAUGGAGGAGAAGGGACCCUCGGGGCUGCUCCCCAAAAGCCAUCCCAAGCAGCUGAAGAGACUGAAUUCCGAGCCGUGGGGUUUGGUGGCCCCCUCGGUCUUGGCCACCUCCUAUCAGGACAAAGCCCGGAGCCCAGAAGAUCGAGUACGGAUUGAGAUGAACGGGUUGAGUAUCUCCAAAAGGCCUCCGCUGUCUCGGCGACACAGCGUGGAAGGCCAAGAGUCUUCCUGUUUCAAGAUGGGGACUCAACAAGAUGAGGUCUCGGGCUUAGAUUCCUCCUGGGCAGAGAAGGUCCAGUUGGGCCACCUCCACCAGACUCUCUCUCGACACAACACAGCCCCGGAAGCUCAAGAGGGUCUCCAACCUCCUAGUUCCAGAAGCAUGGCGCAUCACAAGUUGACCUGCUCGGAACAUUUUGAGUCCGAUUCCCUCUGUCCCGAAUCCAUUCCGGGUUCUCCAGAGUCUGGCCGGGUUUCGCUGGAGAGGAGGAGGUACAACGCCUCCCCGUUGACCUUGCCCAACAGCUCCUCCCGGGAGAGUCUCGAGAGCAUCCCCAACGCCAUCUCCCCGAUUACCAUCCGGCGUAGAGCCCCAGGUCUCCUGGAACGACGGGGCUCCGGGACAUUGCUCCUGGAUCACAUUGCCCAUACCCGCCCGGGCUUCCUGCCCCCUCUGCACUUCAACCCUCACCCUCCCCUCCGCGACAUUCGACCCAAUGGGAAGCCCCCUUCUCCUGCCCACAAGGGGCUGAUCCCCAUGGCUCCCUCCUCCCCAAAGACCAAGCGGCUCCUCCGGAGGCAUUCUAUGCAGACGGAGCAGAUGAAACAGCUGGUCAGUUUCCAGAGCCUGAUUGCACAAGGGGAUUCGGUGGCCACCUAA